AUGGCAGUGGAAUUUGGGGACCAUGCCAGUGGCUUCCGACACAACGAGGUGAUCCGAUUCAUUAAUAAUGAAGUCCUCAUGAACGGAGGUGGCCCAGAGUUCUACAUGGCCUUUCGCUCUCGUCCCUGGAACGAGGUGGAGGACCGGCUUCGCACUGUUGUGAUGGACCCGCAGGUGCCUCGUGCCCUCAAGAGGGCGUGCACCUGGAGCGCCCUGGCCCUGGGCGUGCGAGUGGUGGCGAGGCAGCGGGAGCAGCAGGGGCGUCGGGUCCGUCGGCUGCAGGAUCAGGUGGAGGAGCGCGAGGCGGCUUGCUGGGCUUUGGCUUCCGAGUUGCAGCGGUUGCGUGAGGAGCGCGACGAUGCUGCCACUCAGCUGCGCUUCACUCAGGCUGCUUUGCUGCAGGCGAUGGAUGAGCGUGAAGUGCUACGAGGGAGGCUACUUCAGGCUGAGAGGUCAGCAUUGGCCGAUCCGUUGCCCUCGAAGGUUGUACCUAUUAUGGGGGCCGAACGGCAUGGUGCUGUGGCAUGGUCCCUGGAAAGAGAGGAGCAAGCAGAGGUGGUGGCAGCUGGGGCACAGGGCAUGUCACAUUUGGAGGCCCAAAUGCCAGCCCCAGCACCUUUGCUUUACGUGCAAGGACACCCGUGUUCUUGCACCCAGGCAAUGCAGCCUCAUCUGCAAAUGCCUGUGCCACAUCAGGUGCCAUUGCCAGUGGGAUUCCCGUACUCAACACCUCUACAAUCCCCUGUAGUAAUGCAAUCAGAAUCAGCAGGAGCAACAGCAACAGCAGUGGCAGCAGUUGCACCUCAGGUGCCUCCUGCAGCAACCUAUCCACCUGGCUUGUGGGCUCCAGUGGGGUAUCAGGAGGGAAUGCCUCCUCCAUGUGUCCAGAGUUGUGGAUGUGUCCAGAGUAGCCUGAGUUUCCAGGGCCAGGAUGAAUAUCCUGAGAACCUCCCAUGCAGAGGCAACCUGGGAGACCUAACAAGCCCCAAGCAAAAAGAAUGUCCUGAGUGUCCCCAGGGAGUGACUUGCCUGGGGGAAAGCAUUAGCCAUAGCCAGAAGGAGGGUCCAGAGAAGCCCCAGGGGAAAUACUCCCUGGGGGAGAGCAUUAGCUAUACUCAGAAAGAGGAUCAGGAGAGGCCCCAGGGGACAGACGCCUUGGAGGAGAGCAGCAGCCACAUUGAGAAAGAAGAUAAAAUGGUGCCCCAGGGGAUUGCUCUCCUGGUGGCUAACAGGAGCUAUAGGCAGCAGAGAGGUCCAGAUAGACCCCAGGCAAACCCCCUGGGGAGCAGUAAGAGUCAGGGUAUGAAAAAAAGCCCAAAGAAACAGCAGUCUCAGGGUCAGAAGGCCAAGCAACCACAAGGGAAAAAAGCAUUGGAAUCCCAGCAGCCAGAGAAGUCUGCCUCAUGCUCCAAUCAAGUGAAUUGGAUCUGCUCAUGGUGUAAAGCUGUGAAUCUUCCAUGGCGCCUAGCCUGCUAUAAAUGCAAGAGAGCCUACAUGCCAAUUGAGAGUGGAAGUGUUGACCCAGGAAAAACUUACUGA
Molecule: messenger RNA, 1539 nt
Organism: Sciurus carolinensis (gray squirrel)
Lineage: Eukaryota; Metazoa; Chordata; Mammalia; Rodentia; Sciuridae
Product: putative testis-expressed protein 13C
Exons: 1
Coding region: 1-1539 (512 amino acids)
Source: RefSeq, a predicted model, not a curated record